Messenger RNA from Fonticula alba, 3863 nucleotides. RefSeq lists its product as hypothetical. The record is from RefSeq and is a predicted model, not a curated record. The transcript is spliced from 6 exons. Lineage: Eukaryota; Rotosphaerida; Fonticulaceae. Bases 1 to 3621 code for a protein of 1206 amino acids.
AUGCAACCCGCUGCGCCCCCCUGCUCGCCGUGCACCUUGCGGCUUGAGAUCUCGAACUCGCGCGGGGACAUCGGGCCACCAGUCACCCCGGCCUCCCAGGCGCCGACUCCCUCCUGCCCGGAUGACCGCCAGGAGCCCCCUGGGCCGGGCCAGCAGCACCGGCAGCCGCGGCAAUCGCAAGGAUGUCACCAGCACCAACAGCCACAGCAGCAGCCACAGCCACAGCCACAGCCACAGCACUCGGAUCAGGCCGGCUCGCCGGAGCAGCCGACCCUGACCGUGACACUGGUGCACCCGCUGAAAGCCCACCCAGGCUUGAGCCCGGUCCGGUCGGUGCUGCCUUUGACACCGACAUCGGCCUGCCUGCCGGAUCCCCCGCCUGGCGAGGGGACGCCCCUGCUGGAGUGGCCCACAGCCGGCCGCCGCCGGAGUACCGACCCCACCCCUCUGGGCACCGCCUCCCUGACGGCCGGCCUGAUGGCCGACGACACCCCGCCGGCCGCCGGCGGCAAUAGCCCCCAAGCCGGAUGUCUGGCAGAUCUCCCGGACAAAGACGACGAGCCGACCCAGUGGGAGUUACUCGACCACGAGGACUGUGCCCCGGCGACCGGGGCAGCCUCAACUCCAACGGCCCCGGCGCCGGCCUCGGGCCCGGCAAUGACGCCCAUGGCCACCGUCGGCUUGAUGUCCCCGCCGCCAUCGGCCGCACGCAUGGGCUUCGCUUCUCCUCGAGAUCUGUUCUCCCCGCAGGCACACUUCGGCGCCUGGGCCAGCCCCCAAUUGGUGGAUCUCCGCCCGAGGAUGCUUCACUCGCCGCGGAUUGCCGACAUCCAGUCCCCUGUGGUCCCGCCGGUGCCCCAGCAUCCGACCGAGGGCAUGCUCUCGAUUGCUCGCGCCCUGGGCCACACCUAUGUCAGCGACUGCUUUGGGUUCCUGGUCGAUCGGGACCACCUCCAGUGCACGUGCGACCAAUUGGACGAUGGCCCUUCGGUGGCUGCCGAUGGCGAACACCGGCCCCACCGGCCGGCCGACUGCCGGCGGCAUUCCGGCGCCUCCAGCUCGCCGACGCUGCCAUUGGAGGCGGAGCUCUCUCCCGGGGCCGGCCGGCCGAUGGUGCACCCCAGUUGCCAGUGCCCGGAGAUCGACAUCUGCCCCGUGCACUUUGCCCCGGACGAUGCGCUGCUGCUGAUGCUGCCGCUGUUGCAUGCCCCGUGCGAACGGCACUGGUGCGAGGCCGGCCCCCGGUGCGAGUGCCCCUCGAGCCAGGAAGACUGUGCCUUGCGCCUGGCCGGGCCGACUGGCGCCCCGGCCGCCAACUGUCUACAGUGUGCGCGUGAAGCCCCGGCGGCCGGGAUUCACUUGGACCGGCAUCGCGCGGCCCUGGCCCCCGGGGCAGCCGGGCUACUUCGUGGCCUGGCAAGCCAGCCACGUCUCGGGUGCCGAGAUGACGCCGGCUCGCACAGCUUCGAGCACUGGUGCCGGACUCCUGGGCGCCCGGGCGCCGGGGCCGGCGGCCUGUCUGGCAGGCCCGGAGACGAUGGCGGCGGUCCCGGCGGCGGCCCCGGCGGCAGUGGCGCCCUUGGUGCCCCGGAUGUUGGGGUUGCCUUCCCGGAGCACAUGCCCGCCCCCUCGCUGAUGCCGGAUUUCCCCCUGACACAGGUCUUCCCCCAGGGAUGUGGCUUCACGCCGCUCGGCCUGCGCUGGGUCCGGGCCUUGAAGCCAGGACAGUAUGAGCGCCAAUUUGCCGACUUCACCUUCCGCCCGGGCCAGCACCAGCUCCCCCGGAUCCACGGGAAGGUGGUCCCGGGAGCCUCGCCAUCCAGCUUCCUCAAAACCGCGUCCGUGGGCGCCGGGGCCGGUACCUCUGCCAGUCAGGACGAGCUCCUGGAACUGGUGCGCGUCAUCCUCCAGGACAUUCCGCGCACCUUCUCCACGCACCUGCUCUUCUUGGAUCCCAGCGGGACAUUGGCCACACGGGCUGGCUCUGCGGCCCCUGCGACUGGUGAUGGCUGGGCCCCUGGGUCCUUUCCCUCCCUCUGGCAGCCACUCUUCAACCUGCUGGUGAGUUACAUCCACCUGGACCUGGACACCGGCUACUGCCAGGGCAUGUCAUACCUGGCCGCAGUGCUGCUUCUUCACAUGCCUGAGCAAUAUGCCUUCUGGUGCUUUGUGGCCCUUGUCACCAGUGACAAACACCUUGUCGGCUUCUUCGACAAGAACCUCACCCAACUCCAGCUGAAGGCCCUGGUGUUUGAGCAUGUCUUGACCGCCGUCGAGACCGAGCUGGCCCUGCAUCUGUCCUCGCACCACAUCAACCCUCUUAUGUACAUUGCCGGCUGGUUCAUGCGUGCUUUCACCAACCUGCCCGACUGGCAGACAUGCCUGUGGUGCUUCGAUCGGAUUGUCCUCGAUGGUUGGGCCGGGCUCGUGGUCAUCGCCGUGGCCGUCAUGCAACGGUGCAAGUUCGACUUGUUGAAUCUCCAUUCGAUCAAUCAGCUCCUGCCAUACUUGCACACACUGCAAACCGAGGAGGUGCAUUGGCUGAACCUCCGUCGGGCCAUGUCCCAUCAUCGCAUUGACCUGUCCCUGGUGUAUGAGACCAAUGCCAGUCUGAUGAGCUCCCCGAUGCCGGCUUUCACCGAGAGCAUGCUCCUGGCGACCGAUUGCAUGCCCUCGCCGGGGCCUCUGGGGUCGGCCCUUUCCCCGCGUAGCACCUUUCGCCAGUCGGUCAGUGUCUUCGAUGCAGGGCCCCGCCUUCCGGCCCCGGCUCCGAUGGCCAUUGAGCGAACUUUCUUCGGUUCCUUGACAUCGCUCUUUUCGGACACGCGCCCGGCCCCGCCGGCGAGUGAUCAGCCCCCGGCAGCGGCCGCACCGCCUGAGACCCCGCGCCAGUCAGCCCCUCGGCCGGUGCCGCGCACCCUGCGUGUCGACACCGCCGCCGACGAUCUGCCGCAGCACGCCGCCCAUGCCCACCCUCAAACCGGGCUGUUCGAUCGGCUCCUAUCCUCGGCAACACCCCUAUUUAAGCGCCUGGCCACGCCGUUCGGCAGCCGAGUGGAGACUCCACUAGAAACGCCAGCCGAUGAGCUGGCUGCCAGCCCGGCAUCGGGCCUGCCAUCCGACGACCUGCCACUGGCGCCCGACUCGCCACCAGUGUCGCGGGUUCUCUUCGCCGCCGAAGGUGAGGGCAUCGCCAAUGGGACCGGCCUCGGCCCAAGGCGCCUGGCCGCGGUGGCCCGACAGCCUAGCUCCCUGCGCGAUGUGACCACCCUUGACCUGACCACCGAGGAGGAUGGGCUCUCUGGCUCGGAGCCGGAGCAGGCCGACGAUGAGGACGAUCCCGGGGAAAGUGACAGCCGGCCGGGGCCCGAGUCGCCCUCGCUGUUGCCCCCUUCCUCACAUGCGCCCCUCAGCGUGGGCUCCUUCUCGGUGAGCCUGGGCGACCAGCAGCCAGCAUCGCCCGGGAGGCGGCCCGAGGAGCGGGAGGAGGCUCCCCUGCUGCUGCUACAGCUGCCCGACCAGGCUGGCGACACGGCUGGCCAGUUGACAUCAGUCCCGAUCAGCCAGCGGCCACGCCAGCCAGCGGCCCCGCUGCAGGCGAACUACCUGCUCCGGCGUUAGAACACGAGGAGGCAUUUCGUCGCACGGGCGUGGGGAGCCUAUGCUUCGCUUUUUCCCCUCCUCCGCCAUGGCGCGACAUACUGGCCCGUGGCCCCUUCCUGUCCCUCCUGCGACACACUCGCACAUGGCACCCAACUCUCCGCUUAGUUUCCCUGGAGAAUGCACACGCGAGGCGCUGCCUUCCCCUGCUGCCCCCCCUCCCCCCCCCAAUCAUCCACCCCCAAUUAGACAUUCUACCGACA